Meira miltonrushii is the source of this 818-nucleotide messenger RNA. Its product is annotated as PMSR-domain-containing protein. The record is from RefSeq and is a predicted model, not a curated record. Gene Ontology annotation, molecular function: peptide-methionine (S)-S-oxide reductase activity. Bases 24 to 731 code for a protein of 235 amino acids. NCBI's taxonomy places the organism in Eukaryota, Fungi, Basidiomycota, Exobasidiomycetes, Exobasidiales, Brachybasidiaceae. The transcript has a single exon.
UUAUAAGUCAACCAUCAACAUUUAUGCUACCUAGAAUCUUAAACUUUGGACGUUCAGUUUUAACAGGAGGUUUCAAUAACGGUGGAAAACCUUUAAGUUCAGCCAUUACAAAUCAAGUACCAGGUCAACCAGUAGAGCCAACAGUGCCAACAGCUAUUCAAGCCAGAAACGCCACCUCAGACGCCACAACUGGAUCAUCUUCAACAAUGUCAAACGAUACCGCCACUUUCGCAAACGGUUGCUUUUGGGGAACUGAAGACAUUUUCAGAAAGUAUUAUGGUGAAGGCAAAGGAUUAUUGGAUGCCAAAGUAGGCUAUAUCGGCGGAAAGGAUUCAAGCAAAAACCCAAGUUACGAAGAAGUAUGUACAGGUCGUACAGGACAUGCAGAAGCAACGCAACUCGAAUUUGACCCAAAGAAGGUAUCGUAUGCUGAAUUGGUAGAAUUCUUUUACAGAUCUCAUGAUCCAACCCAAAAGGAUCGUCAAGGUCCUGAUCGUGGAACACAAUACAGAUCCGCUAUCUUCCCACACUCAGCCGAACAAGAAGAAGUUGCCAAAAGGGUGACUGAAGAAGUUCAACAAAAGCACUUCACACCCAAGCAACAAAAGAUUGUCACUCAAAUCGAACAAAGACCGGUCAGCGCCUUCUUUGUCGCAGAGGAUUAUCAUCAAAAGUACUUGGAGAACAAUCCUUCCGGAUAUCACUGCCCUACACAUCGUCUAUGGUGGUAGAUGCAUGUUCUUUCGAAGGAAUGCAUGAUGUAUGUGCCAGUAAUACAAUGAUAUUCACGAGCGAAAGUAGAUGUGUAUAAUACAGAU